Messenger RNA from Penicillium brasilianum, 3288 nucleotides. NCBI's taxonomy places the organism in Eukaryota, Fungi, Ascomycota, Eurotiomycetes, Eurotiales, Aspergillaceae. The record is from the annotation of a GenBank genome assembly.
AUGCAGAGCGUAUCGGAUGUGAAUCGCUUGCGAAUCGGUAGGGUCUCGCUAGACGACAUCGAGAGAGCACUCCGUCCUAAGAAGCACAUCGAUCCAAAGGAUAAGCUACCAAAACACUACUGGCGAUGGAUAGCGGCUUUCAGCCAGCAGCUUGCUGAUCAGCUACCACCACACCGACCAGGGGUCGAUCAUAAGAUCCCCUUGAAACGCGACCGAAACGGCGUCGAAGAGCCACCACCAUAUGGUCCUCUCUACGGCAUGAACAAGGAAGAACUUCUUUACCUACGGAAGACGUUGACGGACCUACUUGGGAAGAACUUCAUACGUGUGAGCCAAUCGCCCGCAGCAGCACCAAUCUUGCUAGUGAGGAAGCCAGGUGGAGGCGUACGAUUCUGUGUCGAUUACCGAGGAUUGAACGAACGGACAGUGAAGGAUCGCUACCCUCUACCGCUGAUUCGAGAAACGUUACGGAACAUGGGCCACGCCCGCUGGUUCACAAAGCUCGAUAUCAUCGCGGCCUUUCAUAAGAUCCGUAUUCACCCUGGAGAAGAAUGGAAGACAGCAUUUCGGACGCGAUACGGGCUCUACGAGUGGAACGUGACUCCAUUUGGGCUAACUGGCGCACCGGCAACGUUCCAGAGGUAUAUCAACCAGACGCUACGAGAGUACCUCGAUGAUUUUGUGUCGGCAUACGUCGACGACAUAAUAAUCUACUCUAACGGAACGCUAGCGGAUCACCGCCGAAAGGUCGGCGAUGUUCUACAGAAACUAAUAGACGCGGGUCUGCAAUGUGACAUCGCGAAGUCAGAGUUUGAGCAGAAAUCGGUGAAAUACCUUGGCUUUAUUGUCGAAGCCGGGAAGGGGAUCCAUGUUGACCCAAAGAAGGUAGAGGCUAUUAGGGCAUGGGAGAGACCGAAGUCUAUACGAGAUGUGCGAAGCUUUAUUGGUUUUGCGAACUUCUACCGGCCGUUUAUCCCCCGAUUCGCCGACCUUUCGGCACCCUUAACACGGCUUAUGAAGAAAGACGCUAUCUUCGAAUGGGACGAUAAUUGCCAACAGGCCUUCGUGGAACUAAAGGAACUCUUUAUAAACGCACCGAUCCUAGCUCAUUUCGAGGAGGAUCGUCAAACAGUCGUGGAAACUGACGCUUCUGGCUGGGCUACUGGGGCGGUCCUAUCGCAAUACGGGCCUGAUAGGCAACUACGGCCAUGCGCCUAUCUCUCCCAGAAGCUAUCUCCAGCAGAAUCAAACUACGAGAUCCACGAUAAGGAGCUUCUAGCGAUUAUACGUGCCCUACGCGAAUGGAGACCUGAGCUGAAAAUGGUGCCUCGAUUCACUAUCGUGACGGACCAUAAGAACCUCCGAUACUUUGGUAAAGCACAACAUCUGAAUGAACGGCAGAUGCGCUGGGCGGAUCUCUUAACAGAGUUCGAUUUUGACCUCCGCUAUCGCCCUGGUAAGCUUGCAGUGAGGCCGGACGCACUAUCACGACGGAGCCAGGAUAUGCCACAGAGCAUCACCGACGAAAGGCUAUCGAAUCGCUUCCGAGUCCUGCUCAAAAAGGUCAAGAUCAAAAUAGGACGGUUAGACCCUCAACCAGCCGACCACCAAUCAAACGAAGCGAUCGACUUUGAAAGGGAUAUUCCCCUCUUCGAAGAAGAGGAACUCCAGGCAGAAUGGAAAAGGGCAAGGGCGUCUGACUCGAUCUACCAACGAAUCUCCCACGCUUUGCUAACGGGAGAGCGCCGAAUCGCUGCCGAGACAGACAUUAAGACAAGCCUAUCAGAGUGCCACUUGGACGAUCGAGGAGUGCUUCAUUUCAGACAACGAAUCUGGAUUCCUGAUAACGAGGUUCUACGCACAGGGAUCAUACAAAAGAUCCACGAUUCACACGUCACGGCGCAUCCUGGGCGAGACGCUACCUAUUCGAUACUGUCUCGACGGUUCUUCUGGCCAGGAGCAGCGAAGGAUGUACGACGCUUCCUUCGGAAUUGUACAAUCUGCGGACGGAGCUCAGUAUGGCGAGACACAAAGCAUGGGCUAUUGAAACCCCUACCUAUUCCUCAGCGAAUCUGGGCCGAAAUAUCAGUGGACUUUAUCACCGGACUGCCACCCUCCAGACCUACGGGGGCAACGAACUGCAUGGUGAUAACAGAUCGGUUAACGAAGGGCGUGAUUCUGAUCGGAAUGAAGAAUACGACGGCAGAAGAUGUAGCAGAGGUGUUCUUCACACACUUCUAUAUGCAUCAUGGGGUGCCACUAGCGAUUGUAAGCGACCGCGGCCCCCAAUUCGUGAGUUCUUUCUGGGAAAGGGUAUGCGAAAGGCUAUCGAUUCAACGCCGAUUAUCCACGGCAUUUCACCCCCAGACCGACGGUGCAACAGAGCGUGCCAAUCAGGAGAUCGAACGAAUUCUACGUUUGUUCACUACGUACUCACAGGAUAACUGGAAGGAUCUACUACCAAUAGUCGCCGUGGCGAUUAAUAAUCGCGAUGCCGCUUCAACUGGAAUCUCGCCAUUCUUCUUCACCCACGGUUACCACGUUGACCCGAUUGGCAUUGACGAAGCAGGGCAGCUAGAAGGCGCCCUGACCCCACCACGAAAGGCAGGCGAAACGUUCGUGAAUCGCCUACGAGAAGCCACCGAUUGGGCCCAGGCCGCUAUCGCUUCCGCACAGGCCCUUCAAGAGGAGCAAGCGAACCGACGUCGACAGGCUGCGCCUGUCUAUAAAAAGGAUGAUUGGGUUUGGCUAAACCUUCGGAACAUACGCACACGACGACCGUCAAAGAAGUUGGAUUGGCUACAUGCUCGAUACCGAGUAGUAGACGUUCCGUCACCGUUUACCGUCCGACUCAAUGUGCCUACUGGCAUACACCCAGUGUUCCAUAUUGAACUAGUUCGUCCGGCAGCAACGGACCCGUUCCCAUCUCAGCUAGUAGACGAUUCGCAGCCACCACCACUACUAGUUGACGGAGAAGAGGAAUACGAAGUCGAGCAGAUCCUAGCUAUACGACGGAGGAAGAUCGGACGAGGAUAUCGUGACGAAGCGCUGGUGAAAUGGAGAGGAUGGGCUGAGCAAACGUGGGAAACGCUAGAUUCAGUGCGGGAUUGCAGCGCCUUAGAUACCUUUGAGGAGCAGCACGGCACCGUUUCGGAGGUGAUUCGCCAGCAAAUCGGCACCGAAGCCCAUGCCGUCGUGCCCCUGAUGAGAUUAAGACUAGGAGGGGGGUAUUGUCACGGGCCAGUGCCCGAUAUAGGUCACGUGUAUCACGAGACCUUGGCAUAUUGA